AUGACCGACCAAAGUAAAAAUGUUGAGCUUUUAUUCCUCCCGCCGCCGAUCCCCUCACUGCAGUCCAUGCCUCCCUGCUUCCUUUUGCAGCGAGCCAAAGCCCGUUCGUGCCCGCCCACGCGCCCAGCCAAGGGCCAGCCCCCCCUUCCCGGCGAAAGCGCCAUCGAAUACACCACGCCCUCAGCACAACCCCCCACUGCAUGCUCUCAGGCUGCGUUCCCUUGUCAACUUCCACAUCCAUACACGCCUCAAGACCUUGCCCCCUCCUGA
Molecule: messenger RNA, 270 nt
Organism: Dicrocoelium dendriticum
Lineage: Eukaryota; Metazoa; Platyhelminthes; Trematoda; Plagiorchiida; Dicrocoeliidae
Source: the annotation of a GenBank genome assembly